Molecule: messenger RNA, 5854 nt
Organism: Amborella trichopoda
Lineage: Eukaryota; Viridiplantae; Streptophyta; Magnoliopsida; Amborellales; Amborellaceae
Gene: DCL2
Product: dicer-like 2
Biological process (GO): siRNA processing
Cellular component (GO): nucleus; cytoplasm
Molecular function (GO): ATP binding; RNA binding; protein binding
Source: RefSeq, a predicted model, not a curated record
GCCAUUGCUGAUCGGAUACCUGCAAUUUGUCGGACUUUCGAGAAAAGAGUAAGAAACGAUAGGCGAACAAUGCUUUGAAUCAGCAGAACUCAUUGUUUCAAACAGUGAAUGAGUUUCUCCUUCUGAAAGAGUUGGAGUGAAGGAUUUCUCUCUCUACGUAUCAAUCUGAUUGUGUGCUUUGCACUGUUAGAUUCAACUUAGUUGCAGUGAAAGGAUUUCUCUCUCUACAUAUCAAUCUCCUUGCUCCCUUUUCUGGCCUGAUUGUGUGUUUUGAACUGUUAGAUUCAACUUAGUUGCAUCGAAAGGAUUUCUCUCUCUACAUAUUAAUCUCCUUGUGCCCUUCUCUAGCCUGAACUGUUAGUUUAAACUUGAGUGCAGUGAAAGAGUCUCUCUCUACAUAUCAAUCUCCUUGUGCCUUUUUCUCGCCUGAACUGUUAGUUUAAACUUAUUUACUCUCUACCUGUGAAUCUCAUUGCGUGUUUUGAACUGUUAUACCCUUUUUGAACAGUUAGUUUAAACUAUAUAUCAAUCCCAUUUUACCCUUUCUCGCCUGAACGGUCCGAAUACUUUGGUUGAGUUGAUUUUCAGUCCGAAUACCUUGGUUGAGUCGAUUUUCUGAACUGUCCGAAUACUUUGGUUGAGUUGAUUUUCAGUCCGAAUACCUUGGUUGAGUCGAUUUUCUGAACGGUCCGAAUACUUUGGUUGAGUCGAUUUUUAGUCCGAACACCUUGGUCGAGUCGAUUUUCUGAACACUGGUUUAAACACAAUUGAAGAGAUUGGAUUUCUCUCUCUCUGGUUUAAACACAAUUGAAGAGAUUGGAUUUCUCUCUCUCUGUCGUUGUGCGUCUGAACUGCUAGUUUACUAGUUAGAGGAUUUUUCUCUUUAAAUAUAAAUUUCGGUUUGCGUUUCUUAGCCUUAGUUUAAACUUUGAGGCACUGGCCUUGGCUAUCAAAGGGUUUUCCUAAAUUUGAGAGAGUGAACAAUGGCUCAAUAUGGAAUGCAAGAGCCGAGGAAGCUUCGAAAGACAUCGUCUUCAUCAUCAGUGGAAGACGGUGUUGCAGAGCCUGUUGAUCCUGCGACAUUUGCAAGGAGUUAUCAAAUUGAUGCAUUUGAGAUGGCGAAGAAGCAGAACACGAUUGUGUUCUUGGAUACUGGCGCUGGAAAAACUCUGAUCGCUGUAAUGUUGGUGCGUCAUUACGCCCAUUAUUUGCGAAAGCCAUCGGAUAAUGUGGCGAUUUUCCUUGUUCCCACUGUUCAUUUGGUAAAGCAGCAAGCUGAUGUGCUUAAAAUGUACACUGACCUUAAAGUCGGUGUAUUCUGGGGUGAGAUGGGGGUUGAUUUGUGGAGUGGGGUGAAAUGGAAGGAACAAUUGCAGAUGUAUGAGGUGCUUGUGAUGACAGCCCAAAUUCUGCUGGACAACCUACGUCACUGCUUUUUCAAGCUGGAGAUGAUUAAAUUGCUAAUAUUUGAUGAAUGCCACCAUGCAAAGGGACGAAGUCCUUAUGCUUGUAUAAUGAAGGAGUUCUAUCACAGGGAGUAUCCUCUUAAUUCAAGAAUACCAAGGAUAUUUGGGAUGACUGCUUCUCCGGUUAAUUCCAAGGGAUUGGACUCACAACAAGGUUAUGGGAAUAAAAUCCAAGACCUUGAAACUCUGUUGAAUUCAAAGGUGUUUACAACAGUGGAGGAAUCUGAGUUGGCUGCAUAUAUCCCAUCUUCAAAUGUUAAGCUCAAACUUUACAAUCAUGUAGACAUUCCAUGUUAUCUAUCUUCAUCCAUAUUUGCCCGUCUGCAGGAUUUGAAAUUGAAGCAUACUUGCGAUUUGGAUGGGGUUCCUGCUAAUGGAUAUGUCAAUGAUAGUGUAAGGCGAAAGAUAGCGAGGCUCCAUGACACCUUUCUUUUCUGCAUACAAGAAUUGGGUGUUUGGUUGGCAGCGAAGGCUGCAGAGUCUUUGUCAACCAAUGAAACUGAAAUUUUCCUUUUUGAUUGGAUGAACGAUGAAGUCAACAAGAACACCGUGAGAAGUUUCAGCCAGGAUGUUCUGGAGAUGCUAUCGGAAUAUAUCCCAACCGGUGAAUUAUGGCAUAUCGGCAGUAAUCUCAAAGCUGAUUUAGAUGCUGGACUUUUGAGUGGAAAGGUCCAUUGCCUCAUUCAAUCACUUAUGGAAUACAGGAAAGAGAAGCAUCUCAGAUGUAUAAUUUUCGUAGAAAGGGUAAUAACAGCAAUUGUUCUUAAAGAGUUGCUAAACCAGCUUCAAAAGUUUUCAAUCUGGAAGACAACUUAUAUGGCUGGAAACAAUUCUUGUUUGCAAUCCCAAACUAGAGUUCAACAAAUUAAUGUUGUUGAUAACUUUCGUGGAGGCAUGGUGAAUAUUAUUGUUGCAACACAAAUUCUUGAGGAGGGAUUGGAUGUUCAAAGUUGCAAUCUGGUUAUUAGGUAUGAUCCUUCAGUUACUGUGAGGAGCUUUAUCCAAUCCCGAGGUCGUGCACGUAUGCCAGGUUCCGACUAUUUAUUAAUUGUUGAAAGUAAGGAUUAUGCUACAUUCCGGAGGAUAGACAAGUAUCUUGUUAGUGGAAAAGUAAUGAGAACGGAGUCUCUACGGAGGAAGUUUGAUCCUGCAUUGCCCAUUGAAAAUCCUUUGCAUUCUGGUGAAUAUUAUCGUGUUGAAACUACUGGGGCAAUUGUUACACUUAACUCAAGUGUAGCUUUGAUCUAUCGUUAUUGCUCGCAAUUACCUGCUGAUCGGUAUUUUAAAUCUUGCCCGAGAUUUGAUAUUGAUGAGGAACGUGGCUUUUGCAUCUUGCGGCUUCCUAAAAGUUGCCCAAUUCCACCAGUUAAGGUACAUGGGCAAACUGAUGUGUUGAAACAGAGUGCAUGUCUUGUCGCAUGUAAGAGGCUUCAUGAAGUUGGUGCUCUGACGGAUUAUCUAUUACCUUUGACUGAAGAUGCAGAGGAUGAUGCUUCUAUGGGAAGUGGAGGAGAACCGUGUGAAGAGUUUCAUGCCAUGUAUUUCCCCCAAGAAUUAAUUGGGCACUUGAAGAAAGGUUGCGGCAAGGAAUUGUAUGAUUGCUACUCCAUUACCUUACAUAGCAAUGUUGAUCAUGGUUGGGAGUUCAGAAGUCUUCUACUUAUGGUUAAAUGUAACCUGGGUUAUGAUUUCGAGCAGUUGAGUUUUGUGAUGGGACCAAAUCAAGUUUCAGUUGCUGUGAACAUGGGAUAUGCUGGUACCCGUGAACUUGAUGUAGAACAGGUUCUCAUGGCUAGGCGUUUUCAAACCACGAUUUUUAAAAUUCUUAUAACCGGAAAUGUAAGCGAAAUGAGAGAGUCAUUAGAAAGACUUAAUCAAGGGGAAACUUGUUGCACUCAAAUCGAAUAUUUACUGCUACCAUCUAUUGGUUCUGGAUUUACGUCAUCUCAAAUUGAUUGGGAUAGUGUUCGGUCAGCCUCAGCCCUAAAUCCAGACCGUGCAAAAAAUUAUCAAAAAUGUCAUUGUUCUCCUAAAAGCAAUGCUCAUUUUGUACGACUCACAAAUGGUACUUCUUGUGAUUGCUUGCUGAGGAAUUCAUUGGUUUUAACACCACAUAAUGGAAAGAUUUACUACAUUAGUAGUAUUUUGCAUGAUAUGGAUGGGAACUCUCCCAUGAAACAAGAUCGAAAGCAUGGAGCGCCACGUACCUAUAAGGAGUACUUUAAAUGGAGGCAUGAUAUUUUGUUGCAACAUGAGAUGGAACCUUUGCUUCUUGGAAGGCACCUUUUUAAGGUCCAGAAUUGGCUUUUGAAGCACCCCUGUAAAGUAGGGACAGAAGCAAUUAAUGCAACUGUAGAGUUGCCUCCAGAACUAUGUUGUAUCAUUAUGUUCCCCAUAUCUAUUUCCACCAUUUAUACAUUUUCACUUGUUCCAUCUAUCAUGCAUCGGAUAGAGGCCUUUCUCCUUGCAGCUCAGUUGAAAAGGACUAUUGUGGGUCAACAUGCUAGAGAUCUCAAUAUUCCCAUAAUAAAGGUAUUGGAAUGUCUUACGACUAAGAAAUGCCAAGAAGAAUUCUCUUUGGAGUCUUUGGAGACUCUUGGUGAUUCUUUUUUAAAGUCUGUGGCGUGUCAACAUUUAUUUAUGACUUAUGAAAACCAUCACGAGGGCCUUCUCAGUUCAAAAAAGGACAAGAUGGUUUCAAAUGCUACCCUUUACAGGCUUGGAUGUGAUCGUGAGCUAUCGGGUUAUAUCAGGAAUGAAUCUUUUGAUCCUCAAACUUGGAGUAGUCCUGGUGAUUGUUUACCUACUAAUAAGGACCACAAAAGCUUUUCCUUGUCUUCCAAGAAAACGUAUGUUAAGGGACAGAAGAAAUUCAAGGCCAAAGUAGUUGCUGAUGUUGUGGAGGCAUUAAUUGGCGCAUUCCUUAGUACAAAUGGUGAGCAAGCUGCAUUACUUUUUAUGGAUUGGAUGGGUAUAAAGGUUGAUAUUUUCAAGGAUCCAUUGAUUGAGAGGCCACAUCUUCUGCAACCUGAGAGAUUUGUGAAUGUUAGUCUCAUUGAGACGCUCUUGAAAUACAAAUUUCAUGACUGUUCAUUAUUGGUGGAGGCAUUAACUCACGGAUCAUAUCAAGUUGAAGAUACUCUAGCAAGUUAUCAGCGAUUAGAGUUCCUUGGAGACUCAGUUUUGGAUUACCUACUUACUAAACACUUCUACAACAUGUAUCCGAGAAUAUCUCCACAAUUAUUAACAGAUCUCAGGUCUGCUUCUGUGAAUAAUUAUUGUUAUGCACAUGUAGCAGUUAAAGCUGGUUUGCAUAAGCACAUUCUCUAUGCAUCAAGUGAGCUGCACUCACAAAUUGCAUCCUCUAUUAAGUGCAUAAAGGACCUAUCUCUUUCAGCAUCAAUGUUUGGGUGGGAAGCUGAUACAGAAUUUCCCAAGGUGCUUGGAGAUGUAAUCGAAUCAAUAGCUGGGGCCAUUCUGGUUGAUUCUGGCUUUAACAAGGAGGUAGUCUGGAGAAGCAUUAGACCUAUAUUAGAACCAUUGGUCACUCUAGAAACAGUGAAGAUCGAACCCGUGAGGGAGCUUGAAGAACUCUGUUCGAAAAGAUCAUAUAAGAAGGAAAAGUCAUUUUCAGUUGCAGAUGGUUUGACUUAUGCUACAUUCACUGUGAAAGUGGAUGGAGUGUCCUAUAGCAAUACUUGCUCUGCAAGAAACAGAAAGAUGGCAAAAAAAUUUGCUGCAAAAGCAUUACUGGAGACUAUGAAGGCCAGUAUUCCUGGACUCUGACCCUGCUAUUGCUUGUGCAGUGAAAAAUAAACCACUUUGCUGUUUUGCUAAGAAUUUAUGUGAUUAUGUUUUUUGGUGGAUCUGUGGGAAAAUUCAGCGGUGGGUUUUGAAUCUCGAGGUUUUAUUACAGUUGCGAACACCUAAAUUGUCGAGCUAGAUCCCCAAAUCCAGUCAUCUAGUGGUUUAUUCUAGUCAACUUGUGGAUCAUUUUACAAGGGGAAGUCCUUGCAGAUGUGCAGAUUGCGUUUUGAUUUGUCCUUUUGUUCCGAACCAUCCAUCCAGAUCAAGAAUCAGUGCUAGGGCUGGAUGGGGUGUCCCUCGCAACAAUAUACAGGUUUUGUGAAGCUUUUUUGCUAUAUAUGCAAUAAAUGUUAUUUGUUGGGUGGUUUUUGGGGCCAGGUAUCCAGCCCCAUGUAAAGAAAAAGUGUGUAUCUUCGUUUAAUGAGCAAUAGAAAGUCUUUGUCUAAUAUUGUUUUUGCUAAGUUGUCCAUAGGUUCUGCAUCCUAGUCUAGUUGAAUCUAUCAUUGUUGUUUGACAUUAUGUAAUGCAUUGCUCAAACCAUCAAAAGAAAAUCCGAAGUAGUGCCGGGAGACGUGUUGAAU